Molecule: messenger RNA, 882 nt
Organism: Hyaloperonospora brassicae
Lineage: Eukaryota; Oomycota; Peronosporomycetes; Peronosporales; Peronosporaceae
Source: the annotation of a GenBank genome assembly
AUGACAACAACGGAGAUGACAGCGACGGGGGGUGAAAUGGUGCUGCUGGCCAUGCUUCCAGAAGAAAGCCGCGUGAUGCUAGUGCAGACGUCACGCUUGCAGACUGUCGGGGAUUUGGAGGACUUUAUCGUAGACGAGUACGCGCGCGUCUUUCCGCACCUGCCCCCGCUCAGCCGCGGCCUGCGCCUCCAGAAGUGCGUGUCGCCUGAGCUGGUGUUAGACCGUCGGGCACAUACUGCAGUGCAUCAGGAGGCGUCCCAUAGAUUUGUGGAUCUGGCGAAGAACGUGCAGGCCGGAAACGUCUUUCACAACAUGGAGCAGAUUUACAUUGUGACCCACGCGAAAUUGAAGCCGAAGAAGGCACUUGUGGCCCAGCCAACCGCAAUCGUAGCUCGCGAGGAAGAGGAGAAAAGUGAGGCUCAGGGCGCGCAGAAACCGCAGGCUCCGGAGAAGAUUGUGGAAGCAGUGGAAGGGGGCCAAGCUGCAAUUGGAACCCAGAGUAACGACAGCGCAAAGGAGAAAGUGCCAGGCCGCAACGAGAAGAUUGUGGAGAAGGAGCGACAUGCACCCAGCAAGACUUCUGCUGGGAUUGAAUCACGGGUCAAGGAAAAGAAUGUUUCUGGCAGUGUCACGAAAGCCGCCACAAAGGAGACGGCCGACGCGAAGAAGCACGUUGCUGAUGAAAGCACUGGUGGUAGAAAAAAGGUGGUGGCGAAGCAGAGUAGUGAGAAGGCUGAUUUGAAGUAUAAGUCGACAAAAGCUGGCACGGAGCAAAAGAGUGAGUCAAAGAAGACUGGCAAGAAGGAGACGAAUGACGUGAAGGAAACGAAGAAAAAAAGCCGACGAAGAUCGUUGCUGAGACGAACGAAAAAAGCCCUGUGA